Molecule: messenger RNA, 2003 nt
Organism: Tachysurus vachellii
Lineage: Eukaryota; Metazoa; Chordata; Actinopteri; Siluriformes; Bagridae
Product: KIAA1328 ortholog
Exons: 11
Coding region: 43-1767 (574 amino acids)
Source: RefSeq, a predicted model, not a curated record
GGAGCUUAUUAAGUUCCCCUGGAAGUGGCGGUUUGUUUCAAUAUGGCGGCGGUUGCUGCUGGAGAAACAGAUGCUUCUGGGAUUUAUUGGAUUAACGACACUUCAGAAGACGAGCAGUCCAUAGUGUUUGUUCCAGGCAUGAGCCAAAAGAUGGGACUGAAGUCUGUAUGUAUAUCCAGUAAUGAAAGAAAAACCAAAGGGAAACCUUUCUCAGAUAUCAAAGGGAGGACUGGGAAAAAGCAGAGCCGAAUAACCGAUUUACCUGUGGCGAAGGCGUCUUUACAGAAGAUCUCAGAACUCUCAUCCAAAACCAAAACUCCACCUCAGGUGUCAGAUACAUCGCAGGUUCAGGACAUCUCUUAUAGGCUGCACGUCAAAAGCAAAGCUUCAUUGAAGGACCUUUGUCCAGAAGACAAACGUCGCAUUGCUAACCUGAUUGAAGAGCUGGCAAAAGUAAGUGAAGAGAAAGAGGAGUCUGUGCAGCGGCUCAAAGACGAACACGAGACGUUUGAGAAACAGAUCCAACAGCUUGAACAGCAGAAUCGUCUCAUCGUACAGGAGAGAGAAAGCUUGCAGCAGCAGUACAAGGAGUGUCAGGAGCUGCUGGGACUCUAUCAGCAAUACCUUUCCCAACAGCAAGAGAAACUCAACCAGUCCAUCUCUCAGCUGAAUCACUCACGCUCCCACUGCAAGAUAUCCAGCAGUGAGAGAACAUUAAGCAGAACCCAUUGUGGGCACACGAGAGGUGUUGCUCUCAAUGGAUCUUACUUGGAUCCCCCUAAUUUGGGGCGAACAGGGUCAGCAGGUUGUGCUCACUCAUUUUUCGCUGGCGCCUGUUCCGGGCCAUCUUCCAUGCCCUCAUGUUGUGUCGAGCAUGACGGAGGAAGCCAUGAGGAAGACUCAGCAGGUGUCCACAAGUGUUCUGAGGGUGACUGGAGUGAGCCAGUACAUGGUAUACGCUCUAAAAAGGAUCAGGUGGCCGACGGUGCCACCAAGCCGAGCGACUUAAGUCACGGAUUGCGACUGAAAAAUGGAACCGGGUGCUGCGCGGAGCACAGAGAGACGGUGUCGUUCAUUGGCAGGGAGGACUGGGAGGAGAAGCGCCAACGUUUGCUGGUUCAAAAGAAGCAGCUUGAGAUGGAGAGAGAGAGGCUGCAGACUCGCCUUGCGGAACAAGAAGAGAGGUUGCUGAAACAGAACCAGGAGCUCAGACAAUCUCGGUUCAACCACAGCAAGUUCCAGCACGAAUUAGAGCAGUCCUUUAAUGAAAUCGGAUUUAAUGGUGCACCUCAACCCAGUGUUGCUGCAGAUCUACACAGUGAAAGAAAAGAGGGAGGUCUUCAGGCCUUGAAGGAAAGUGUCAGACAGCCUUUAAAUGAAGUUCAACCACAGGAGCACAACGUUCAACAAGCUGAACCCAGACUUUCAAACAUUGCCAAGAAGGAUAUGGCCACCUCGCCUUUGCCUUCCCAGAAGAUCCAAAAGUCUUUACAACAGUCGAUGCCCGUCAGCCAUCCCAGAACCCCAGAGUCAUCAAAGUUGGAUUCUUCUCUGAUUGAGCUCUUGGAUAUUUUUAGUCCGAUUAGUAACACGGAGAGAAGCAGAGUCAGCUCAUGUCCACACAGGAGUCUCUCUGGCCCUCGUCAACCUCUCCGCGCCGUCCGUACCUUUCACAGCUCUGUGCUUUCUCCCCGAGGACAAACGCAGCCCUCACAGGAAGACUUGCAGGAGAGUCAGAUUCUGGAGGACAUCUUCUUUAUUUGCUAAAAAAAAAAAUCAUCUUCACCAGAACCUUAAUGAGAGCACAAUACACUUCCUAAAAAUGUACAUGGAGCUUAAUUGCGAUCAUAAAACAACUGCAUAUUAUUUCACUUCUAAUUUCAUUACUAGAUUUCUAAUUAUUUGUUUGAUUGUCGGUCUCAAAUUGCUUUACAACGCCUUUGUGUUACCGCCUUAAUUGUAAACAUGUGCCAAAGCAAUUAUGGGUUUUAUUAUUUGUAAGA